AAUAGAGGACUUUCUUCUACGUAUACGUAUAUGUCCGUACAUACAUACGAAGUAAAAAUCAUAGGUCGGUCACGAGUGCGUCGAUCGUCUAGCUGAUGGUGGUCCUGUAGUCCGGAAGAGUGUACUACGAUCAAUUAAUCCCAUGGACGUAGAUGAUUACAAAGUGAAUCACACCAAGCCUAUGUCCAAGAAGGAAAAGUUGGAUACGCUCGCAAGGAUACGGAAAGAACCAUUGACCAUCACCAUUUCAAAUUACAGCAUCGAUCGUUACUUUGCCACAGAGCCGUUGGUGAAUCGAAACAACUUUGACACGGGAUAUUUAUACGAUGAUAUGCGCGUGAACGUGCCAUCUACAUUUAGGGAGUUACCCGGCAAAGUAGCGAUUCUUCAUGGUCAGACUCACGAAGGCCACGAGAUGUUCAAGGGUAAGGGCGGACAAAACGUAGCGAAUUGCAUGAUGGCUAUAGCUAUGAACAAGGUGCAUCCAGCGCAGACAUGGACGAGAUCAAAGCUGGACGAGAUCCUGAUGCUGGGUGACUCGCUGUACGCUAAUAUCAAAUCUGACAAGCCGAUAAUAAAGACGAUGACGGCUGCCGAUUUAAAUGAUACAAAGUUCCAAAUAGAAGAUCGUAAACUAGUGACAAAUGUCGAUCUCAUCACCGUGACCGGUACGAUUAGCUCGAAGAUUCCGUCGGUUUUGAACCUGAAGCAAGCGCUGGAAGAGUUUUUUCUGCUGAACAAGGAGGGUGUAAUCGAAACCACAUCAAUGGCAGUGGCGAUCUGGAGCGAGGAUAGCUGUUACUAUUUGUUCGAUCCUCGACAAUGCGAUAGUACCGGCAUCAGGAUAAGAGAAGAGAAAACUACCAAAGUUAUGGGGAGGGUUAGAAAAGAAGAAACCAUACAGAAGGAUAAGAAGGAAAUUGGAAAUUGCUGCGUGAUUCGAUUUCUGGACGUGGACUCCUUGGCUGCACUGUUCCUGAAGAACGUUGAUCCUACGAGAAAGAAUGACCGAUUCAUUAUCCGGCAUGUCACGAUCGAGGACGACGUGCCCGGCACUCGAGCUUGGAACGAAUUUCAGCCCGGUACAGCGGGUAAGACGUGGGUGUUGCGAGGAGGAAUAUCCAACAUGGACGAAUCGUUCUUAGAGGAAAAUCAAGGACUUCAAGGACUUGCUAUACCAGUUGUGGCCUUGGUGAGCGCGAAGGAAACGCCAGCGGCAAAAUGGAGUAGCGAGACCGUCGACGAAGUGAUUAAAGAGGGCGACGCCUAUUACAACUGGUGCAAGUCUGCCGAAGCAGAAGAAGAAACUGACAGGUUGUUUCUUGUUCGAGACCUAAAGAAAAACUUGUAUUUCAAAAAUCGAAAAGUAACCAUCGAUGUCGAAGAAGCGACGGUUAUCGGCGAUUUAUCGGCAACGGACGGGUCUAAACUGCCAAAUCUAGAAGAGGGACUGCGCCAAUUCUUGGAGAGCAAAAAUUAUGGAAUAGUCGAGACAGGGAAACUUACGGUGGCGGUGUGGAAAGAGGAAGAAGACAUUAAGAACAAGAAUAAGGACAAGGAUAAGGACAAAAGAGAGACAUUUUACUACUAUUUCGACCCGAACCCUCGUGAUGCAUUAGGUCAAUUGUCGGCGGAAACAGAUGAAGAGAAUCCUGCCUGCUUGGUACGCUCUUCGGAUCUAUCAACGUUAGCGAAUCUCAUUAAGAAGAAUGCAGAGCAAGAUGUUGAGGGCGUGAACGAUUUUAUGAUACACGAACUAAAGAAUGUCUCCAUUGGCGCGCUGAUGACGAACGAAGAGAUCAAGGUGGACAAAGAAAAACUGAUCGUGCCGGAUUUGAAUAAUUAUUCCAAUUUGGGCAACACUGGCGCUUUACUUUUGGGUACGAUCGAUCAGAGAAACGAAGCGGCCUUUAAACGACGGACGAGAGAUAAACAGCAGGCGGCAAACUCUCUAACGGCUUUGGCAAUGACAAAACUUUACGAUCCUCAUCUGUGGUAUCGCGAACUCGUAGACGACAUCUUGAGAAUCGGCGAUAAACUCACCAUCGAGAACCUGACGAAUCUACCUGAAGUUGCGAUUGAGGAGAAAUCUCCUAGGGAUUAUCCUCUCCCGUCGGAAAUCGCGGAAGACUUUGUCAUAGGGGUCAAUCGAAUGUUGAUCGACCUUGAAGAAGAAUCCAUCACCGAGAAAAUGACUGACGUGACGAGAGUGCUGGAACAUUUUUUCGAGGGAUAUACGAUGGGAGUAUUUCGUCAGGGUGAUGUGAUGAUGCCGAUUUGGAGGGAGGGCAGAGUGUUUUUCACGAUGGAUCCUAGGGGCAGGAACGCUCAAGGUGAACCCAAAGAUAAGGAUGGAGCUGCGGCAGUAAUGUGGUUCACCGACAUCCCCUCGUUAGCCGCCACCCUUCGAGUAGUUGCACGGGAGACUGAUGACUUUGUCAUAGACGCCAUUUCGAUCGAGAACGUAUACGAGACGCGAGUGGCCAAAGCACAACGUAUUAAGAAGACGACUUCCGAUGAAGAUUUGUGGCAUCAUUUUCCCAAACUCGUCGACGAUGUCUGGAGUAUCGAGGGUAACGUCACUAUGACGGACGAGCAGUUCGACGAGGCAAAUCGCGGCAAGCAAAGUGCAGCCAUCGCCGCGAUGGCCAUUGUCUUCUCCAAGGUCUAUCAACCAAGACAGUGGACAUCGUCAGUUCUUAAUGAAGUUAUCGUUACUGGCGACAAGCUGCACUCGAAGUGUGUUGAGAGACUCGGCAGCGGUUCGGUACCCCUAGUAAACGAAAUCAUUAACGAGUUCUUCUUAUCUUCUCGACGCAUCGCUCUAACGAUCAAGGACUGUGUUGAAGCGGGUAAUCUUACCGGGAGACCUCCCAAGAUUCAAGAUUUGCAGACCGGAAUCGACAGUUUCUUCAACAAGUACGACGCUGGCGCGUUGACCGCACGGGGAAACCAAAAUCUGGCCAUAUGGAAGGCCGAUAACGCAUACUACGCUCUGAUACCCGAUUGGUCUAGUACAGCGGAGGAAAUUGUGUCAACGGUACCGCGAGUGAUGAGGUUUAAAGAUACGAGUCUUCUCGUAGAAUAUCUUCUACGCCACUUGGGAACCGAAGGCGAUUAUCAAAUUACCGCGAUCGACGUGCUGGACUGGGAUAAACCGCCACUUUCGAAGCUUGAUCCUAGUCCGGCAAUUCGACCGGCGAAUCUGCCUCCUUUGAACGCUUACAGAAAAUUACGAGGCGAGGCGCGUGCUAUCUUGCGCGGAAGCUAUCAUCAGGGCGACGAGAUCUUUCCCGAGACACUGCGCGGCCGACAGACAGCAGCGAAUUGCGUUGUUGCGCUCGGCAUGUCGGUUGUCAAGAGCCCCGUUACCUGGACGAAGAAGACUAUGGACGAGAUUUUGGCGAUUGGCAGUAGCGUUCACCUGGAGACAAGAAAGUUCAGGCCCACCAAGACGAGACCGAAACCGAAGGACAUUAUAAGAGUAUUCUAUGUAGGUGUCAAUAUUUUGACCGCUGACGUCGAGCCUGAUACCGUUACUGGUCUAGUGGCAGUUGUACCUUCUGCCUCGGAAGACAAGAUGGGACGAGAAGAAACGAAAGAAAAGAUCGACAAAGGCAAGAAGAAAGAUCGUUCUCGACGAGAACUACCUCCUUCUCCAAUUUUACUCGAGGAAGGCUUGCGGAAAUUCUUCCAAGAAGAUAAUUGCGCUGGCAUUCUAGUAACCGAUCGCGGUAUGAUCGCCAUUUGGAAGGAUCUGGGCGUUUACUUCAUGUACGAUUCUAGAGCCAAAAGUGAUCAGGGUCUGCCGGAUUCCCGCGGAACCUCGUGCGUAAUGUGGUUCGCUUGCAUGGAACCUUUGUACGAUUCAAUCCUCGCGAACAUCGAUCCACAGGAGAGACACGGGACUUUCGAGAUCUGUCGAGUGAUCGUGAAGAACGUCGUGUUCGAGACGUUGCCGUGUCCAGGUGGUUUUCGACCGUAUUUAGACCAUAUCAUGCCACCCGUCCCAAUUUUCUGCCCGAUAAAAACAAUCACGUUGAACGUGAAGCCGGUGAGCGAGUACAAUGUCGUGGACGAGGAGUUGAGUGUUCUACGUGGCAGCCUGCACAUAAAUCAUCGCUCCUUCAGCCUGAGAAACAGGGGUCUACAGAGUACGGCGAUCGCGGCGGUCGCGGUUGUAGUGAGUCUGUUACACGUGCCAUCCACGUGGACCUCCGAGUUGAUCGACGCCGUGCUCAGACACGGUGACUCGCUGCACACGGACAGUGCUCGAAUUGCUCGAUCGGGCGACAGGAACCUUUCGCCUAGCGAGUUGCUCACUAUGUUCAUUGUGGGCGACUCGAGGGUCACCGUUCACAUUGACCAUCGCACCACCGCGGGUAUACUUCACGUCUUCGAUCUGUCCGAGGCGCUCGCGAUGUUCUUCCGCGCGAACUGCGCUGGAAUAUUGCACACGACCAACCUGGCGGUGGCCGUGAUGCAGCAUUGCAGUAAAUUCUACAUGUUCGACCCGUGCUCAAGAAACGAACGGGGUGGACCGGCCUACGACGGCGCCGCAUGCAUGUUCAGGUGUAGCAGUAUUGCAAGGAUGGCCAAGAUAUUUGUCGCCAAUUGCAAUCUCAAGCAGCCGAACGUGUACACUCUGAACGCGGUCAACGUCAAGUGCCUAAAUUUUUUUUCGACCACGAGAGACGUUAGUAGAGACGUAGUUACACUUAAACGUUAACAUAUCGAACGUAUUUCUGGUGAAAAUUUUUCUCAGAAUAUUUGUACGAAUUGGUACACUUUUCAGAAAUACUGAGAAAGUUUACUUUCCUUAGAAUUUUUCAUAUAUGUGAAUAUUUUGAAAUAUUAUAUUUCUGAGAUUUUAUUACAUAAUUUCUGAAAAAAUAUCUUAAACUUUUUCAAAUCUUAUAAGAUCACGUCUGAAAUUAUAGAAUGGGCAAUUUAAGAAAUCUCAGAAUAUUUCAGAAUUCAUCCAUAUAAAAAAUUCUAAAAAAGAUGUUAACUUUUUUCUGCACUUCUAAAAAGUGUACUACA
Molecule: messenger RNA, 5043 nt
Organism: Vollenhovia emeryi
Lineage: Eukaryota; Metazoa; Arthropoda; Insecta; Hymenoptera; Formicidae
Exons: 3
Coding region: 143-4729 (1528 amino acids)
Source: RefSeq, a predicted model, not a curated record